AAAUCAUCAGUAUUUGAUGACUGCAGGAAAGAGGAAGAAUGGAAGAUAAUUCUUUUAGAUGAUUACACUACUAAAUUACUGUCACUGUGCUGCAAAAUGACUGAUCUGCUGGCAGAGGGUAUCACAGUGGUGGAGAAUGUAUAUAAAAACCGUGAGCCUGUCCCACACAUGAAAGCAAUAUAUCUCAUAACUCCCACAAAAAAGUCUGUAGAUGGACUUAUUGAUGACUUCAUCACUAAAUCAUCCAGCAGAUACAAAGCAGCAUAUGUGUAUUUCACUGACUUUUGUCCUGACAACCUCUUCAAUAAAAUUAAGUCUUCCUGUGCAAAAUCAAUAAGGAGAUGCAAGGAGAUCAACAUUUCCUUCUUCCCAUAUGAGUCUCAGGUAUUUACUCUCAAUGUCCCAGAUGCAUUCUACCGCUGUUAUAGUCCAGUUCUGGAAAAGACAAAGGAUAAAGAUGCUGUAAUGCAAGUAAUGGCUGAACAAAUUGUUACCUUAUGUGCCACGCUAGAUGAGAAUCCAGGAGUACGAUAUAAAAGUGGACCAUCUGAUAGAGCCAGCAAACUUGCACAGCUUGUUGAAAAAAAUCUUGAAAACUACUACAAAACUGAUGAGAAAAGCCAAAUAAAGGCUAAAACCCACUCCCAACUAAUAAUAAUCGAUCGUGGCUUUGACCCGGUAUCAACUGUACUUCAUGAACUCACCUUCCAGGCAAUGGCAUAUGAUCUGCUACCAAUUGAAAAUGAUACUUACAAAUACAAAACAGAAGGACCUGCUGGGAAGGAACGGGAGGCAAUUCUGGAGGAAGAUGAUGAGCUCUGGGUGAAGAUUCGGCACAAGCAUAUUGCGGAUGUGAUAGAGGAAAUACCAAAACUUUUGAAAGAAGUUUCAUCGAAAAGAAAAGCAACAGAAGGAAAAUUAUCGAUAUCUGCUCUGGCCCAGUUAAUGAAAAAGAUGCCGCACUAUCGUAAAGAGAUUAGCAGGCAAGUUGUUCAUCUUAACUUAGCAGAAGAUUGCAUGAGCAAGUUCAAAUCUAACGUAGAAAGGCUCUGUAAAACUGAACAGGACUUGGCUCUUGGAACUGAUGCAGAAGGUCAAAAAGUGAAAGACUUGAUGAGAGUCCUCCUUCCAGUUCUGCUCAACAAAAGCCAUGAGAGCUAUGACAAAAUUAGAGCUAUUCUCCUGUAUAUCUUUAGCACAAAUGGAACUACCCAGGAGAACUUGGACAAGCUGAUCCAGAAUGUACAAAUAGAAAGUGAUAGUGAUAUGAUAAGAAAUUGGAAGUACCUUGACGUUCCUGUUAUCUCUUCAUCUGCUACUCAGCAGCAUAAACACCCAAGAAGGGACCGUUCUUCAGAAGAAACUUUUCAACUUUCUAGGUGGACGCCUAUUAUCAAAGAUGUUAUGGAGGAUGCUAUAGAAAACAAACUAGAUUCAAAAGACUGGCCUUAUUGUUCCCAGUGUCCUCCUACCUGGAACGGUUCAGGAGCAGUAAGUGCGCGCCAGAAACCUAAAGCUAGUUAUCAAGAUGAGCGAAAAAGUAGUGCAAGACUGAUUAUAUUUGUGAUUGGAGGAAUUACAUAUUCUGAGAUGCGCAGUGCUUAUGAAGUUUGUCAAGGCUACAAGUCCUGUGAAGUUGUUAUUGGUUCUACUCAUAUUUUGACACCUAAAAGACUACUGGAUGAAGUCAAGAGCCUUAGUAAACCGAAGGAUAUGGUCUGCAUUAAGGAUGAAUAGAAAUGCUGAUGUUUAUAAUGCAUUAGGAAAAGACAAAUAGUAUGUAUAUAUUAU
Molecule: messenger RNA, 1791 nt
Organism: Cariama cristata (Red-legged seriema)
Lineage: Eukaryota; Metazoa; Chordata; Aves; Cariamiformes; Cariamidae
Gene: STXBP3
Product: syntaxin binding protein 3
Exons: 18
Coding region: 97-1737 (546 amino acids)
Biological process (GO): intracellular protein transport; neurotransmitter secretion; vesicle-mediated transport
Cellular component (GO): secretory granule; plasma membrane
Molecular function (GO): syntaxin binding
Source: RefSeq, a predicted model, not a curated record